Messenger RNA from Penaeus vannamei (Pacific white shrimp), 858 nucleotides. Its product is annotated as proteasome beta1 subunit. NCBI's taxonomy places the organism in Eukaryota, Metazoa, Arthropoda, Malacostraca, Decapoda, Penaeidae. Gene Ontology annotation, molecular function: threonine-type endopeptidase activity. The record is from RefSeq and is a predicted model, not a curated record. Gene Ontology annotation, cellular component: proteasome core complex.
CCUCUCUGACGCUCUCCUGCCCGAGUGGAUGAAAAAUGAGCUUCUUACGGGAACUUCCAUCAUGGCUGUCGAGUUUGAUGGCGGUGUGGUUGUGGGAGCUGAUUCCAGGACCUCGCUAGGAACCUAUGUCUCAAAUCGUGUAACUGACAAGCUAACACGUGUCACUGAUAGCAUCUAUUGUUGUCGUUCCGGUUCAGCAGCUGACACCCAGGCCAUUGCUGACAUUGUGUCUUCACACAUGGAGAUUCUACAGGUGAAGCUUGGCGAGCCCCCUCUUGUCCAAGUAGCGGCCAACACCUUCAAGGAGAUCUGCUAUAACUACCGAGACAUGCUCAUGGCUGGAAUUAUUGUUGCUGGCUGGGACAAGACCAACGGGGGCCAGGUGUACACCAUUCCCUUGGGUGGUAUGAUUGUGCGACAGCCCAUUGCCAUCGGCGGUUCGGGCAGUACUUUUGUGUGGGGUUACGUGGAUGCCACCUACAAGCCCAACAUGAACAAAGAACAGACAGUUGAUUUUGUCAAAAACACAUUGACCCUUGCCCUGACACGUGAUGGAAGCAGUGGAGGCGUUGUGCGUGUUGCAAUCAUUACCAAGGAAGGGGUUGAACGCCGCGUAUUCUUGCAUAAUGAAUUGCCAGAAUUCUACCAGGGAUAGUUGAUACUUGAUGUUCUGAAUUCGCUUCUUCAUUCAUUUGCCUUGCAAGAUUAUUUAAUAAAUGGUCUAUGCAUUAUUAUAAUUUUUUUUUUGAAAGCAUAAGCACAUUAAGGGGAAGAAGCAUUUAAUUUAGUGGAGUGAUGAAAGUACCAGUGGAAUAUUAACUUUGUAACUGAACUUUUUAUUUCAGUAAAAAUGAAAAA